UGAUAUUGCUGAACGUAUUUUAAAGGAAAACACAGAUUUUGGUCUACCUAUAGAAACGCAAAAUAGAGAUGGCUGUCGACGGUGUAUAAUUGUUGGCAGUGGAGGAAUUCUUAAAAAUAAAGGUCAUGGUAGAGUUAUUGAUGAGUAUGAUGUUGUUAUCAGGAUGAACGUUUCACCUGUCAAAGGUUACGAAAAAGAUGUUGGCACUAAAACAACUAUCAGAAUCACAUAUCCAGAAGGUGCUCCACGUAAAAACAAUUUAUAUGAUGUAGAUGCCUUAUUAGGAAUUGUAGUGUUCAAACUUGCUGAUCUCAACUGGUUAGACAGUGUUUUACAUAGAAAAACACCAUCGACUAAAGGUUUUUGGAGCAAGAUUGCGAUGAGUGUUCCAAAGAACCCUCGUCAAACUCGUAUCAUCAACCCGCUUAUCAUAAGAGAAGCCAGCUUUGAUCUUCUUGGAUACCCCACCAAUCUUGGGAAAAUGAACAAGAAUGUACCAACCAGUGGAACCAUAUCAAUUAUGCUGGCACUGCGUUUAUGUGACGAGGUGGACGUCGUUGGAUUUGGUUAUAAUACAAAAGAACCAGAGGCUUUAAUACAUUAUUAUGAAAAAGUGAAAAUGAAAAUCAUCACAUCACUUUUUACUCAUGAUAUUAAUCAUGAAACUGCUUUUCUGAAAAAAUUGGUUGAGUUUGGUGUGAUCAGGGAUUUAACUGGUGGUUUGUCGUGA
Saccoglossus kowalevskii is the source of this 730-nucleotide messenger RNA. Its product is annotated as CMP-N-acetylneuraminate-beta-1,4-galactoside alpha-2,3-sialyltransferase-like. The record is from RefSeq and is a predicted model, not a curated record. Gene Ontology annotation, molecular function: sialyltransferase activity. Lineage: Eukaryota; Metazoa; Hemichordata; Enteropneusta; Harrimaniidae.